AUGAGACCUACAAAACCCCCCCCAUUCCGUCCGACAUCACCAAACAUCGACCCUGUCCCCCCUGGGGCUUCGACGAGAAUCGCAGACUUGGGUCAUAUUCCUACGGCGUCACCAACCAGGAACCCUGUCCCCGCCGCGCCUUCCUCGAACGAAGCAAGGCAACAAGUUCUGCUUGCUAACAACUCAUCACAAGCAGCCAUGAUCGCGAGAUUGCAGGCCAUGCCACCCGCGAGUGAUACCACCGACAUGAGCACGGAGACGGUGGAUCCCGGGAGGGAAGUGGCCAAUCGAAGGUAUUUGGCCAUGCUGGCGCAGAGGGACAUCCGUGCCAGGGACCAUGCGCUUUUGGGAAGCGACGAUAGCACCGAUGCCGGCGGUGGAGCCGGAGCCGGCGCCGCACUCAGUUACGCUGUCCGCGCUAGAGGCGUGGGUCCGAGGUGCGUGCGCGUAGACCGGGAGAGGGAGCGGGGCCGCCUUGCGAGUCUGGGUGGCAGGGGGCGGGCUGUGUCUUUGGGGCAAGAGAGUGGAGAUGGAGAGCUGGAGAGGGUGAUACCUUUGCAGGUGAGGAAGAUGCCUUCCGGGUGA
Letharia lupina is the source of this 585-nucleotide messenger RNA. RefSeq lists its product as uncharacterized. The record is from RefSeq and is a predicted model, not a curated record. The coding region runs from base 1 to 585 and encodes 194 amino acids. Lineage: Eukaryota; Fungi; Ascomycota; Lecanoromycetes; Lecanorales; Parmeliaceae. The transcript has a single exon.